GUAAUGUCCUUUUUAAAAAAAUUACAGAUGUUAAAAUUCACAUUUUUGAUACUUUUGAUUAAUUAAUUUAUUAUCUGGCCCUUAAUCCAGUGACAAAAUGCACCUGGAUGAUACAACACCGGACAUGACGUUUACAACUGAAGAAAUAAGAGAUCUAACUGCUGUUCUUGGUUUUCCAAGAGAUACUUUAAGUAAAGCAAUAUUUUCUGACUAUGAUGCAACAGGUAUUUCACUCAAGGAAUUUCAUAAGUGUUGUGACCUGCGCUACUUCCACCAGAGUUUAAAUUUCACUUUUAACCUUAAAUCUGGAGGAUACAACACUCAUGUGUUAAAGAAGAGCAUUCAACUAAUUGCAGAUGGGAUUAGCUUAAAACAGUUGCAAGAAGUUCGCUUGUCUUUCGAGACGCACGAAGAAUACGACCAACGGGGAAUGAGAAUCGAUGAACCAACAUUUAUUAGAACUUUAAAGCUGUGUGGACUUGUUAUAUCACCUCAAAAGCUCAUGAACAGAGUGCGACAUUUGAAAGCCACUUAUAAGCACAAAGAUCGGAUACAACUUUAUGAGUUUCUAGAUCUUCUUAGAUGGUGUGAAUUAUUAUCAAAGCAACAAAUAAAUUAUGAACAAGUGAAGUCUACAGAACAAACGGAACGAAGCGUUUAUCUGCUGGAUGAUUUCAAACAAGUAAUCACACCACGACAUAAGAAAGUUCUGAAUUUACUGAACCAGAAAUAUCAACACCAGGAGCUUCAGUAUGGACAACCUAAACUUGUAUCUGAAAAGUUUUCUAACAACCCAAUUCCACAAGACACCUUUGAAUACGAGGUUAGACUUGCAAAUGAAGAUUUUGCUAAUUUGAAAAAAAGAUUAAAGAAGACAAGCAAACAGGUAAAAAUGUCAAGAGGUGGAUUCACAAACAUAAGAGCAAAGUCAGCAGUUACAUCAAGCACUUCUGCUGUGCAGUCGAAUAAAAGCACAACUUCUUAUGCAUCAAGUGUGGCAGGGGCGAAAAGAAACAAAAAGAAAGGUGCCGCAGCAUCUGUAUCUAUGACUACAAUUUCAGACAAAACCCAAGCUACAGUUCCAGCAAAUUUCCAGCACAAGCCACAAAAGGUGGAAAUACAAAGAAGACCAGCAUCUUGCCCUAUAUAUACACCACAGGAUCAAACAUAUGUUAAACAACUGAAAUUUGACAUUGAGACUGAAAGUCAGAGAUGGUCAGAUUAUUUCACCGAUGAAAUUUCAUCUCAUCUUCCAAAUUAUCAAGAAGUGAUGAAGAGAUUGGUCAAAGAACCUCCAGCUCCAGGAGUAAAGAGAAUAUAUAGAAGAGAACGACCUUCGAAAAAAUUUGUUCGAAGACUUGCCGAACCAAAACCUAUGCUUCCCAACACUCAUUUAAAACAUUGUUCUGCAUUGACACAAGGCAUGGGGAGUGAUGAACAUGCUGUGACAUUACAAAAGCAUGCAAGUGUGGUCAAUGAGACAAGGAAAUCAAAACGAAAACCAAGAAGUAGCAGAAAGAGAAAGCAACCCAAGGGCCACACAAGCUUUCUACACACUUUUCUAUCAGAACUGGAUACAGACGAUGCAACAGAUUCUGACACUGAAUCAGAAAAUAAUGACAUCUUAAAUGAAAACUUGAAUGAUGUGGAAAAGUUAGAGCAUGGACCAUUUAUUAACCAGGGCACUCUUCAAAUGGUAGAGAGCACAGACAGCAUGAUGAAUCAACCUGCGAUAGAGUGUGUCACACCUGCAAUGGUAAAGCGAGAUAAAGUGUCUGAAGCCAUGGACUUGAUUUGUGGAGAUUUUUCUCGGGUGUAUUUGGUUCCUCAGAAGCUAAGUGUUAGGCAGAGGAUGAUUAAUCAAAGCAUUGACGAGUCAAACCAACAGUUACACCACAAGAAAAAAGAAAAGUCGUUUGAUCCACCAACCUCAAGACCUGUCAGUGCAAGAUCUGUUGACAGUCAAACAACUGAAACAACUGCAUUCGAACAAUAUAUAAGUGAUCCAGAAAAUUUAAAAGUGUCGGAAGAAUACAAAGCAAAGGAAGAAGAAGAAAAAACUUCUGGGUUGAGAAAAUCUUACAAACGAAUGACAAGACGGUUAUCAGCAUAUUGAUCCUCAAAACAAGUAAAGGAAUAUAAAUUCAUAAAAAUGAACGUUCAUUACAAUGCAAUUGAUUUCAUAUAUCGCUAGAGAAAAUCUCCAUUAGACCCUUGUAACAAAAUUACUACUGUGUAUAUGGUAGUCUAGAUGUUUUACCGUGUUCUUUAUUUGUUUUUACCGUGUUCCGUGUUCUGUCCCGCUUUUAUAAGUUACUGUUAGCUUUAUUAUGCAGUGUUUGUUAAACUAUUAUCUCAAUAAUAUGAUAUGCAGUGAGGGAAUCUAUUUUGGAAAUGUUUAUUUCCAGCAGUGAGUUAUAACAUUACACAUCCUUUCAUUUAAAUAAAUUGUAGCUGUUUUGUUGUUUUAUGUGCGCUUUGAAUAUACAUUCAUUUCAAGAGAAGUUUCAAUAUACAUUCAUUUACA
This is a messenger RNA of Ciona intestinalis (vase tunicate), 2527 nucleotides long. NCBI's taxonomy places the organism in Eukaryota, Metazoa, Chordata, Ascidiacea, Phlebobranchia, Cionidae. The record is from RefSeq and is a predicted model, not a curated record.